This is a messenger RNA of Xenia sp. Carnegie-2017, 1716 nucleotides long. RefSeq lists its product as uncharacterized. The coding region runs from base 70 to 1716 and encodes 548 amino acids. Gene Ontology annotation, molecular function: ADP binding. NCBI's taxonomy places the organism in Eukaryota, Metazoa, Cnidaria, Anthozoa, Malacalcyonacea, Xeniidae. The transcript is spliced from 4 exons. The record is from RefSeq and is a predicted model, not a curated record.
UUUGUUAAGCAAAAGCAAACACAUCAUACAGUUGGGUGCGUCGUUUUUAAUCUUUCUGAAUUUGUGAAGAUGGAGUCAAGAGAAGAAAAGAAUUACAACUACUUGCAGAAAAUACUUAAAAAUGUCGUUAAAAAGAAACUUGUUGAUUUAUUUAUCCAAGAGUGGAACGCUCAUUGCAGUAAAGACCACGGAGAAUGGAAUAAUUCAAGCAGUGGUCAGAAGUUGUUCAAUAUUGAAAAAACAAAAAAGAAACCUAAACCUCAUGACAAACAUAUUCUGUCAAAGUUUCAAGAUGGUGACACCAGUAAGUGGGAUUGUACAACACUGUUUGCAGCAAUAUUGUUUUCAAACGCAAUUGGAAAUAAAAUUGACCCAAACACUAAAGCUGCUGUGAAUGAACUUCGUGAAGUAAGAAACAAAAUCGCUCAUAAUGAAGAUAGUAAAUUAUCUGAUACUGAAUAUCACACAAUGGUUUGUGAUAUUGAAAAGUCAUUUCAAGAUCUAGGAUUUUCAUUCACUGAAAUUAUCAAAAUAAAAAGUGAACGAAACAUAUUUUAUUCUUUUCAAGUACUUCCUUGCAAAUCAAAUCACGAUGUGGUUAAACGUACAGAAUUACUCAAUCAAAUCACAGCAGAUCUCAAUAACUUGCGCAGUACUAACAAUAAUGAACUAACAUAUUACUAUAUUUCUGGUAAUCCUGGCAGUGGUAAAUCUGAAUUAGCCAGACAAAUUUGCGAAGAAAUGUAUAACUCGUUUGACUGGGAAAAUCACACGACAUUUGUGAUGACACUUGACGGAAAAGAUAUCGACUCUCUUUUGAAAACUUAUGCUGAACUUUAUCAACGUUUAAACAAUGAUAAAACUGUCAUUGAAAAUAUUCUGAAAGAAGCAAAAAGCAGCGAGGACAAAACUAAAGAUUUUCAAUUAUUGCUGACACAACAACUGAAAUCUUGGCAAACAUGGUGGAUUGUUGUAGAUAACGUGGUUGAACUUCAUAAAAUUUAUCCAUUAUUACCUCAAGUUGGUGAUCAUAGCUGGAAAAAUGGACAAAUUAUAGUAACUGUCCAAAAUACAGAUGCUAUACCACCAGAUGGAAAUCUAAAUAAACACAUUUCAGUUAGUCAUGGUAUGAAUGAUGAAGAAUGUCGACAACUUCUAUCUUUCUUUUCUGAUAUUCAUAAUAAAGAUGAAAAAUAUUUAAAGGAUUUAUCAGACAAAUUAAAUCGUCAACCGUUGUUCCUGGCAAAUGCUGCUUCCUACGUAGGUAGAGUAAAAAGUGCAAAUCCGAAAUUCACGUGGGAGCAAUAUUUUGAUAAGUUGAAUGAAGAAGAGCGACAGAAAAUGGAUGCCAGUUUUCAAAAAAUAAAUACAUCUUACUUAGGAAUGCAAACUGUUAUGUUAGCAGUACAAAAAAAUGCCGAAGAAUACAUCUUGUUGAAACAUGUUUUUAAACUUUUCUCAAUAAUAUCUUUCGAUCCCUUACCAAAAGAUGUUAUAAUACAAUUUAUUAAAAGCAUUGAUCCACAAAAAUCUGCAGAAGAUGUCUGUCUUCAAUUAAAGCAUUGUUCUUUAUUCCUUCAAACGGAAAACAACGACAUCCGCCUACACAGCGUUGUACACGAAGCCAUCAUAAAUUAUUCAUCGCAGACCUUUGGCUGUAAACAAAACGAAAAUAAUUCUAAUGGCUUCAUUGCUAAGGAAGAACGGAGAAUAUGA